AGGUGAGGAGAGUUUGAUUGGCAGAUGAGUGGAGUAAAUGACAAAGGCUCGAGAUGCAUCUGCAGCUCCUUGUGUCCUCUUUGUAUGUUAUAUUGACGUUGAAGACAGUUAUACCCACCUUCCCUCCAGUGUUCAGCUUGUAUUUCUGUCAUAAUCAAGGUUUAACAUAGUGUGAGGCACUGGUUGAAAUUAAGUAUUAGUUAUUAUGUCAUUGUUCAGCAUUGUCAUAUAAUGGCUCUGCUCCUCCAGAUUCAAUGUGAACUGAUAAACCUGCUCACAAGAACCUCUCAAAACAAAAGAGAUUAGCAAUAAUAAAUGUAAUUAUUUUACAGAUAUGGCUGGGAAAGAACAUUGUUCAUAUACCUAUGAAUUCAAGGAUCCGAAUCAUUCUUCAGAGUUCCUUAAUGCAUUUAAAGAAUUUUAUCAAAAUGAAUUAUUCACAGACAUUACUUUGGAAUGUUUCUCAGGACAAUUAUUUCACUGCCAUAAAGUUGCCCUGGCUGCUUGUAGUACUUAUUUCAAAGCAAUGUUCACUGCAGAUAUGCAGGAAAAAGCUACCAGGAUAAUUAGACUUCCAAACAUUGAUUACAGUAUCAUGGAUGCUUUUAUAAGAUUUGUAUAUACAUCAGAAGUGCUAAUAACAGAAAACAAUGUCCAAACUUUGUUAGAGACUGCAGAUCUUUUACAAUUUACAUCAGUUAAAAUGGCUUGUGAAAACUUCCUGACCAGACAUCUGGAUAUUGGAAACUGUAUAGGAAUGCAUUAUUUUGCUGAAAGCCACCUUUGUACUGAUUUGGAGAAAGAGUCUCGACGGAUGAUUCUAUCUAACUUUGAAGAAAUUUCAAGACAGGAUGAAUAUUUAGAAAUCAGCAAAGACAUACUCCUUUUCAUUCUGUCCAGGAAAAACCUCAAUGUGUGGAAGGUAGAUAUCCUUUUUGAAGCUAUAGUCAGGUGGAUUUCAUAUGACGUGGAAAAUAGAAUUGAAUGUUUGGCGGAGUUGUUAAAAUAUGUCCAAGUUGAUUUGGAUGAACUGUACCUCAAAGCAGCACUUGAGGUAAAUGGCCAGUCCCUUCUCGCCAGUGAUGUUAAGAUGCACUCUUUAAAAUGUCAUGUUCUGACACCAAAUGCAAGGUACACAAUGAAUUCAUGGCCUUACAAGAAGUCAACAUGGUGUAUGUAUAUAAUUGGAGGCUAUUAUUGGCAUCCACUGUCAGAGGUCCACAUGUGGAAUCCAUCAAUUGAUUUAUGGACACAGGGUUCACAGAUGCCUGAUCACACAAGGGAGAGUUAUGGUGUUUCUGCUUUGGGGCCGAACAUUUAUGUAACAGGUGGUUAUAGUUCUGGCAACCUGGAGGCCCUGGACACAGUGUGGAUUUACAAUGCAGAAAUGGAUGACUGGGCAGAAGGGAAUCCAAUGUUGAAUGCUCGUUAUUAUCACUGUUCAGUGGUAAUGCAGGGCUGUGUGUAUGUGAUGGGUGGAUACCGAUCUGGAGCCCCAUCGCAAGAUGCAGAGUUUUAUGAUCCUUUGAAAAAGAAAUGGAUUCUGAUUGCAAACAUGCUGAAAGGGGUUGGAAACGCAACAGCUUGUGUCGUCCAGGAAGUUGUCUACGUUAUAGGAGGUCACUAUGGUUACCGAGGGAGUUCAACUUAUGAUAAAAUUCAGAGCUACAGAUCAGAUCUCAAUGAGUGGACAAUAGUCACUGUUACUCCACACCCAGAGUAUGGACUGUGCUCGGUGGGUUUAUAUAACAAGAUUUAUCUCGUUGGCGGCCAGACAACUAUCGCUGAUUGUUAUGACACAGAAAAGAAAGAAUGGAAACAGAUAAUGGAAAUGAACGAAAGACGAAUGGAAUGUGGGGCAUUGGUGAUGAAUGGCUGCAUUUAUGUUACCGGUGGAUACUCGUAUUCGAGGGGAAGUUAUCUACAGAGUAUUGAAAAAUAUGAUCCCGAUAAAGAUACUUGGGAAAUAAUAGGGAAUUUACCAGGUCCGAUGCGUUCACAUGGCUGUGUAAGUGUAUAUAAUGUUCAAGUAUAAAUAGUGUUCUGUUUACCAUCCGAUAUGAUACAGGCAAGUGAAUGAUGUAUGGAUUAUGGACUAUUGGUGGUGUAAUGUCUUGCUUAACAGUAGGAAAUAAUUGUGAUUUACAAAUUUGAGCACAAAGUAUUAAUCAAUGGGAAUCAAUGGACAACAAAAGCUUUUCACUGUACCUCGGUACACAUAACAAUAAACUAAACUGAACUGAUAAAGAAACUGUGGCCAUCAUAUUGAAUGGCAGAGCAGGUUUGGGGAUAAUAUGGUCUACUCCUGCAUCCAUAUUUUUUAAG
Molecule: messenger RNA, 2325 nt
Organism: Leucoraja erinaceus (little skate)
Lineage: Eukaryota; Metazoa; Chordata; Chondrichthyes; Rajiformes; Rajidae
Gene: klhl23
Product: kelch-like family member 23
Exons: 3
Coding region: 335-2035 (566 amino acids)
Molecular function (GO): protein binding
Source: RefSeq, a predicted model, not a curated record